AGCGCCGCUGUUGGGUCUGUUUAUAUGGCUGCUGAGGGAGAUUCGGUUCCAGCUGCUAGCAAGUUAGCACCUUCUGCCGGACAGCUUUGAUUAAACUGCUGCUGGUAACAUCAAUGACAUUUGGCAGGUUGUUGUCGCCGGACAUUGCUGGAUAUCUGCGAGUUGGAUUCGAGAGACAUGGCUCCAUCAGUAUGCCUACAGGAGAUGAUCCGGGUGAUCCGCAGUGCUCGGACUCAGGGAGAGGAGAGGGGGGUCAUUCAGAGAGAAUGUGCUGCCAUUCGGGCGCAGUUUCGUCAAGCUGACAGCGGAGGGCGCUCUCACAACCUCGCCAAGCUCUUGUAUGUGCACAUGCUGGGCUACCCUGCACACUUCGGGCAGAUGGAGUGCGUCCGUAUGAUUGCUAGUCCCAGAUACAGUGAGAAACGCAUCGGCUACCUCGGGGCCAUGAUGCUUCUGGACGAGAAGCAGGAUGCCAGCUUGCUUAUCACCAACUCCAUCAAGAAUGACCUCUCUCAUAGCAGUCAGUACGUCCAGUCCCUGGCCCUGUGCACCCUGGCCUGCAUGGGCUCUGCAGAGAUGUGUCGAGACCUGGCACCUGAGAUCGAGCGCCUCCUCAAGGCCUCCAAUUCCUACAUCAAGAAGAAGGCAGCCUUGUGUGCAGUCCAUAUUGUGAGGAAAAUUCCUGAGCUAGGAGAGCUGUUCACUCCCUCAGCGCACUCCCUGCUGUCCGACAAGAACCACGGAGUUUUGCACGGCGCUGUGGUUUUAAUCACAGAGCUGUGUGAACGUAACCCUGACAACCUUGAUGAGUUCCGUAAGGCUGUUCCAGAGCUGGUCCAGAUAAUGAAAGGAUUGGUCACGUCAGGUUAUUCUCCAGAACACAACGUAGCUGGCAUCAGUGACCCUUUCCUGCAGGUUCGUGUUCUCAGGUUGUUGAGGAUUCUUGGCCGCAAUAACGAUGAAGCAAGUGAUGCUAUGAAUGACCUUCUUGCACAAGUGGCCACCAACACGGACAGCAGUAAGACUGCAGGCAGUGCUGUGCUGUACGAGACAGUGCUCACUAUCAUGGACAUCAAAUCAGAGAGUGGACUCAGGGUUCUUGCUGUGAAUAUUUUGGGGAGGUUUCUUCUAAAUAAUGAUAGGAAUAUCCGGUAUAUAUCAAUGACAUCACUCCAGAAGAUCGUUCAGACAGAUCACACUGCAGUGCAGCGGCACAGGGGCACCAUUGUGGACUGCUUGAAGGACCAGGAUGCCUCAGUAAAACGUCGUGCACUAGAGCUGUCGUUGGCUUUAGUCUCCGCUGCAAAUAUCCGCUCUAUGAUGAAGGAGCUCCUUCGAUUCCUCUCUAGCUGUCCCCCAGAGCUUAGAUCCCACACAACGUCUGGCAUCUUCAAUGCUGCUGAAAGGUAUGCUCCCUCUCAGCGCUGGCACAUUGACACCAUCCUGCAUGUCCUCAUCACGGCAGGGGGCGAUGUGAGAGAUGAGACCGUGCCGAACCUGAUUCAGCUCAUCAGUGUGGCAUCUGAACUGCACUGCUACACAGUUCAUAAACUCUACAGAGCGCUGAUCUCCGACAUCUCACAGCAAUCUCUGGUUCAGGUAGCCUGUUGGUGUAUAGGGGAGUACGGUGACCUACUGCUGAAAGGAGACUGUGAUGAGAUUGAGCCCAUGCAGGUAACAGAAGAUGAUGUCCUAGAUGUUUUGGAAACAGUCUUGCAGUCCCACAUGUCGUCCCCUACAUCCAGAGGGUUCGCUCUGACUGCUAUUAUGAAGCUGAGUACCCGCAUCACAAACAAUAUUGAUCGAAUCAGGAGUGUAGUCAGCAUCUACGGCAGCUGCAUUGAUGUGGAACUCCAACAAAGGGCAGUAGAGUACAACGCUCUCUUCAAGAAAUAUGACCACAUGAGGGCAGCCGUGUUGGAGAGGAUGCCCAUAAUGGAUAAGAAUUCGCCUGGUCACACUAACGGAGAUCCGAGUGGAGAGAUCACUAAAGAUUUGAACCAGUCUAAACCGAUCCAAGGAGUACUGAUCCAAGAGCCUGCAAGCCAGGUGUGUGAUCUUUUGGACUUGCUGGGUGAAACUAAGACGUCUCCCCAGGCCAACCAGAAUCAAGUCAAAACCACACCCAACUCGACCAGUUCAAGUGUACAAGAAAACUUGCUGGAUCUGCUGGGAGGACUGGAGCCCUCACCUGCUCCCAGUGUGACCGUAUAUGAGAAGGGAGGAUUGAGUCUGAAACUUCAGUGCGACAAACAGACAGAAACGGGCGUCACGGUCACCUUCACCGCCUCCAACUCCACUCAGAGUGACAUCAUCAGCUUCACUCUACAAGCAGCAGUACCUAAAAGCAUUCAGCUUCAGAUGAAGGCUCCAAGCGGUGAUGUGAUUCCAGCACAAGGCCGCGGUACCGUUACCCAGACCGUCUUACUCAACAACCCCAACAAGGCAAGCCUAAAGAUGCGGGUUCGGCUGUCCUACUCCAGUCAGGGCACGCUCUUCCAGGACACGGUACAGAUCGACUCCUUUCCAAGUCCGGCCUGGAACUGAGAGCUGCUGCAUGUUAAGGCACUGAUACAGUACUUUGUGAAGGGAGUCACAGUUCUUAACUUAUUGAGAAUUAUUCCUCAAUAAUUUGAUGUCCUGCGGUUUUAUAUUAUGUUUUUAUAUUACUUUAAAAGGAGUAAUGAAUACCUCUGAGAAGUGAGGACCACUUUUACAAGCAGUGCUAUGGAAGCCCAUUUCCGCCAGGUACAGGAGAAAGAAACUGGCUACAGUUCUGACAGCAGUUUAUCAAAAUAUUCAUUUAGUGUUUAGAAAAAAUGACUUAUUUUCUCAAAAUGUUGAGUAAAUAUCUGGAAAUAAUGACUUUGUCAAAAUAUUUAUCGAAAAUCUUGAAAUAUCGCAUUUCUUUCUCAA
This is a messenger RNA of Colossoma macropomum (tambaqui), 2916 nucleotides long. It is a transcript of the gene ap1g2, whose product is annotated as adaptor related protein complex 1 subunit gamma 2. Lineage: Eukaryota; Metazoa; Chordata; Actinopteri; Characiformes; Serrasalmidae. The record is from RefSeq and is a predicted model, not a curated record. Bases 178 to 2547 code for a protein of 789 amino acids. Gene Ontology annotation, biological process: intracellular protein transport; receptor-mediated endocytosis; Golgi to vacuole transport. Gene Ontology annotation, molecular function: clathrin-cargo adaptor activity. The transcript has 22 exons. Gene Ontology annotation, cellular component: Golgi apparatus; AP-1 adaptor complex; membrane coat.